AUAGUGGGGCGCUUGGCCGGUUCUGGUACCAGUACUGGAGAAACAUCUUACGCUACUGUUCAGAAUAUCCACUUACCCACUCUGCGAUGCAGUGUGGUUUCGUUCGCGGACACAGUUGAGACAAGGAUUUUCGAAAGAAUCUGCUACAUUAAGAUAUCGAAGGAUCGAAUUCCCUCGUAAUUCGAUAUAGAAAAACGCGAGUGAAGUUUUAUAAUAGAUCGUUUGUUUUACAAGUGCGUGAAAAAAUCACUAGAAGCAAUGAAAGUCUCAUUAAGUUUGUUUUUUUUUCUCUUGAAAUUGUUCGGUCGUAUCGAAGGUUCUAAUCUGGAGGUGGCUUAUCAAUGGAAGUACCUGGACUGGGUUUAUCCGGCCGUUCAUUUGACCGGAAGAAAUUUUACUCUCGGCAACCCAUUUACUCAAGACGUUGACGUCGAUAGAUAUGGACGAAUAUUUGUCACAAGUCCACAAUGGUUACACGGUACUCCGAUCGUUCUUUCUGUGCUGAGCAAUUUAACUGGCCCAGGUGGCCCUUUGUUAAUUCCUUAUCCUAACUGGAAAUGGCACACGGCGGUGUCCGGUUGCGACAGCAUUAUAUCUGUAUAUAGACUGGCGAUAGACGAGUGCAAUCGAUUAUGGGUCGUGGAUACUGGAAGGAUAGGAAGAAAUGCCGUCUGUCCUACGAAGAUCCUGAUAUUUGAUUUAGAUAAAGAUGAAUUGAUCCACAGAUACAUAAUACCCGCUGAUCAGGUAUUGUAUGGGAAGGCAGCCUUAGUCACACCAAUCGUGGACAUUGGUAAGGCGUGCUUUGACGCGUACCUCUACGUUGCCGAUGUUGAUCAGAACGGCAUUUUCGUGUAUGAUCUUUACAAAAAUAAUUCUUGGCGACUUUCGAACACGGCCGGCAAUGCAUUUGGUCCGGACGAGGAUGCCAUGAACAUCACGAUUGCCGGGGAGUGGUUCAAUCUGACCGACGGAACCCUUGGUAUGUCGCUCUCGCCAGUCGGAUUUUACGAUCACAGAUAUCUGUAUUUCAACUCGCUCGCUAGUUAUUACCAGAAAUUCAUGGACACACUGUCGCUGAAGGAAAGCGAAUUUCGCGAGCCUGUUAUAUUUCAUUCAAAUUACAAGCGAGCUAGCCAGGCCGGCGUACAGGCGACUUCCCGACGAGGUGUUAUAUUUUUUCAACUCGUCCAAUUAACGGCUAUCGCUUGUUGGGACAUAGAGAAACCGUUCGCUCCUGAGAAUAUCGUUAUAAUUUCUCAAGACGAGGAAACUUUACAGUACGUUAGCGGAAUUAAAGUGAUCACGAACAAGUACGGCGAAGAGGAGCUGUGGUUCAACACGAACAGACUGCAAAAAACGAUCAACAAGACGUUGAAGCCGACAGAAACGAACUUUCGUUUAAUCAGAGGCAAAGUAGACGAUAUAAUCAGGGGCACCAGAUGUGAACCAUCGCCAUUGAGACAUAAAGAACCUAAUAUGACAUUUUGGCAUCAAAUAUAACGUUAUAUAAAAAUAUAUGUUCCCUUUUUUAAUGUAAUAUCGAAUUUACUUCAAAUAAAGGAUCGAGCACGUCUCUUAAAUUCUUCAGGAAA
Vespa mandarinia (Asian giant hornet) is the source of this 1595-nucleotide messenger RNA. Its product is annotated as royal jelly protein-like protein. The record is from RefSeq and is a predicted model, not a curated record. NCBI's taxonomy places the organism in Eukaryota, Metazoa, Arthropoda, Insecta, Hymenoptera, Vespidae. Gene Ontology annotation, cellular component: extracellular region.